Messenger RNA from Trichoderma virens Gv29-8, 219 nucleotides. RefSeq lists its product as uncharacterized. NCBI's taxonomy places the organism in Eukaryota, Fungi, Ascomycota, Sordariomycetes, Hypocreales, Hypocreaceae. The record is from RefSeq and is a predicted model, not a curated record. The coding region runs from base 1 to 219 and encodes 72 amino acids. The transcript has 2 exons.
AUGAAGAUUUCGACUCUCUUCCUCUUCAUCCUCCCCGCCGCUGCCCUCGCCCUCCCAGUCGAACAGGCGCAAGACGCGGGCGUCCAGCUCUACCGCAGAUUCACGUGCCCGCCCAACGUCCAGGACUUUUGCUCUGCGUCCAACAUUCACUCCGGGUGCAGCUCAGACGGAAAGUUUACGUCCAACGCCAUGGAUACGUGCGGCGGCUGUAAAUGUUGA